Molecule: messenger RNA, 2540 nt
Organism: Zea mays
Lineage: Eukaryota; Viridiplantae; Streptophyta; Magnoliopsida; Poales; Poaceae
Product: protease 2
Exons: 10
Coding region: 63-2291 (742 amino acids)
Biological process (GO): proteolysis
Cellular component (GO): cytosol
Molecular function (GO): serine-type endopeptidase activity
Source: RefSeq, a predicted model, not a curated record
UUGGCACUGAGAAAGCUCAAAGAAAAGAGCCGGAAGCGAGAAAAAAAUCAAUAAGGGAGGCGAUGCUCCGGCUGGCCGGAUCCUUCCCUCGUCUGCCCCCUCCCGUGCGCCCUAUCUCCCCAGCCCCCGCCCCGUCCCAGCUCUCACUCCGCCGCGUUCUCCUCCUCCUCUCCUCCGCCGGCUUCAGCCCCCCUUCCUGUUACAGCAGCCCUUCCUUCGCAGCGAUGGCGGCGGCGGCGCCGCCGGUGGCCAAGAAGGUCCCGCGGCAGCUCGUUGAGCACGGCGACGUCCGCGUCGACAACUACUACUGGCUCCGCGACGACUCUCGAUCCGACCCGGACGUCCUCGCGCACCUCCGCGCCGAGAACGACUACACCGCCGCCGUCAUGUCCGAUGUCAAGCAACUUGAGGAUGAAAUAUAUGCUGAAAUCAGAGGAAGAAUAAAGGAAGAUGAUAUAGAUGCGCCUCUUCGCAAAGGGCGGUACUACUACUAUGAAAGGACAUUGACUGGCAAGGAGUAUGUGCAACACUGUAGGCGUCCCGUAUCGACUGAUGCUCCUAUUACAGUCCACGAUGUGAUGCCCACAGGACCUGAUGCCCCUGAUGAGCAUAUUAUCCUGGAUGAGAAUGUUAAGGCUGAGGGCCACGACUACUACAGCAUCGGAGCUUUCAAGGUCAGUCCCAACAACAAGCUAGUUGCUUACGCUGAAGACACUAAAGGUGAUGAAAUCUACACGGUCUAUGUCAUUGACACGGAGAGUGGAGAAUACGUUGGGCAACCACUUAAAGGAAUUACUUCUGACAUUGAGUGGGCUGGUGACGACCACCUCGUUUACAUUACAAUGGAUAGUAUACUUCGGCCAGAUAAAGUAUGGCUACAUAAGUUAGGGUCUGACCAAUCAAGUGAUGCUUGUUUGUAUCAUGAGAAAGAUGAUACAUUUUCUCUAGGCCUUCAAGCUUCUGAAAGCAAGAGAUAUUUAUUUGUUGAAUCUGGAAGCAAAAACACAAGCUUUAUAUUCUACCUGGACAUACCCAAACAGAACAAGGAACUUGCUGUUUUGACACCUCGUGUGUAUGGCAUUGAUACAACAGCUAGUCAUCGUGGAAAUCAUUUCUUUAUUAAGAGGCGAAGUGAUGAAUUCUACAAUUCUGAAUUGGUUGCUUGUCCACUGGAUAAUGUAGCUGAGACCACUAUACUGCUACCACAUAGAGAAAGUGUGAAAAUACAAGACUUCCAGCUCUUUGACAACCAUAUUGCUGUAUAUGAGCGUGAGAAUGGCCUUCCCAAAGUGAUCGUAUAUCGGCUACCUGCUAUUGGAGAGUCAAUUGGACAACUCCAGGGAGGUCGAGCGAUUGAUUUUAUUGAUCCAACAUAUGCUGUGGACCCUGAGGAGUCUCAGUUUCAUUCAUCUGUUCUACGAUUUCAUUAUAGCUCAAUGCGGACUCCACCCUCUGUUUAUGACUAUGAUAUGGAUUCAGGGGUGUCUGUGCUGAAGAAGAUCCAUACUAUUUUAGGCGGAUUCAAUGCAUCAAAUUAUGUAACAGAAAGAAAAUGGGCUGCUGCUGCUGAUGGCACUCAGGUCCCCAUGUCCAUUCUAUACAGAAAUGAUCUUGUGAAGCUUGAUGGCUCAGACCCUAUGCUACUCUAUGGCUAUGGCUCCUAUGAGAUAUGCAUAGAUCCGAGUUUUAGAGGGUCACGAUUCUCUCUGGUAGAUAGGGGCUUUAUAUAUGUGAUAGCUCAUAUCCGCGGUGGUGGUGAAAUGGGCCGGAAGUGGUACGAGGAUGGGAAACUGUUGAAGAAGAAAAACACUUUCACUGAUUUCAUUGAUUGUGCUGAGCACUUGAUAAAAAGCAAGUACUGCUCCAGGGAAAAGCUUUGCAUUAAUGGCAGAAGCGCAGGUGGCUUAUUGAUGGGUGCUGUCCUAAAUAUGAGGCCUGACUUAUUCAGGGCAGCUGUUGCUGGAGUGCCUUUUGUUGAUGUUGUCACAACUAUGCUUGAUCCAACUAUCCCACUGACAACAGCUGAAUGGGAGGUGAUGGCGCAAGAGUAUCCCAACAUUCUUGUCACUGCAGGCUUAAACGAUCCACGCGUGAUGUACUCUGAGCCUGCGAAAUACGUGGCGAAGCUGAGGGAGCUGAAGAGAGAUGACAAUCUUGUGCUGUUCAAGUGCGAGCUGGGAGCUGGACACUUCUCCAAAUCGGGAAGGUUCGAGAAAUUACAGGAGGAUGCGUUUACUUAUGCGUUCAUCCUAAAGGCGCUGGGCAUGACUCGGAAGCUGGCAUCACUGUGAAUUCGAUUGGUGUGAGGCACCUGGACUGGAUUUGUAUCAUGGCCUGCCCUCUUGGUUGGGGGAUGGAUGGAUUCUGAUGGAAUAUGCAUUUAGAUUUGAAUAGGGACACAGAUGUUAUGCAAAAGAGAUUGUUUGAAACUUUGAAUUCUGAUUUGCAUUUGGAUAUCUGUCCUAGAAUAAUUGUGCUUCUAUUAUUCAAUAUUUGCCCCAUUUUUAACCUAUGGACCAUAUAAAUUUUGCUAUUUUCUC